CUUUAAGGCAAAGGGUCCUUACUUUGUUCUUUUAAACAGGUCAUCCCUGGAAAUUGCACAUUAUCCUCCAGAAGGCCCUGAGAGCCCAGGUCUCAGCCUGAGUUCUGGGCUGGCAUUUUGGUCCCAGCAUUAACAUUCUAGUGGUGUGUCAUUUCUCCAAUAGCAGCUUAUAAAUUAACCAACUUGUACAUGAUUUUCUGUUGGGACAGAAAGGCAAAUUAGAUGGUGGAGAAAGAAGUGGAAAGGAAAUUUAUCCAGAAGAAACCUGAGAAGAUGAUGAGCAGAUAGAGGGGCAACAAGACUUGGAAAUCAAGUUGCAUCCAUCUUCAGUAAAGUACAGACUGAGGAAAAAAGCAGUGAAUGUAAGAAAAUUGGAAAAAUACUUCUUCUGAUCUCAGACCUUUUAUCUUUUAAGGGAACAUUCUUUUUAACUUACCUAGAAAAAAUUUGAAACACAAGACUUAAUAGUGAGGGACAUUGUGUAGGAAUAAAUCAUCAAUUUUAUUGAUUUAAAAAUUUUGCCACACUUUCUCCUUAUGGUAAUAACCCUCUUUAAAUGUAAAUCAGUAUGGAAAUGCCUUCAGUUAAAAUAGUUUGAACCCUAUCAAAUACCAGAACAUUCAUACUGGAUUCAUACCUUAUGAAAUAAUUGAAUGUGGGAAAACUUUCACUGGUGUCACACCUUAUGAAAUGAAUGAAGUCAGGCUGGAGAAAAACCCUGCGCUUCUAAGGAAUAUUGAAAAGCCUUUAGCUAGAUGACAUUUCAUUGAGCAGAAAAAAAUUCAUACUGAAGAGAAACCACUGAAUAUAACAAUUAACUGAGUAUUAGAAUAUUUAUACUUUGAGAGAAAGCUUUGAAUUCAGUAAGAUAAAGUUUUAUCUUAAAUCUAUCCCUUACUUUACAUUCGAAAGGUCAUACACAGAGAAGCUCUACUAAUGUAAGAAAUGUGGAAAUACCUUCAGCCAAAAGUAAACCCUCAUUCAUCAAAAAAUUCAUACUGGAGAGAGAAUUUGUGAAUGUUGGAAAGCUUCCUUUCAGAUGUCACACCACAGUCAGCAGAGAAUCUGUAGUGGGGAAAACCCCUUUGCUUGUAAGGUAUGUGGGAAAGUCUUCAGCCACAAAUCAAAUCUCACUGAGCAUGAGCAUUUUCAUAAUAAAGAGAAACCUUUUGAAUGUAAUGAAUGUGGAAAAGCCUUCAGCCAAAAGCAGUAUGUCAUUAAACAUCAGAACACCCAUACUGGAGAGAAGCUUUUUGAAUGUAAUGAAUGUGGAAAAUCGUUCAGCCAGAAGGAAAACCUUCUUACCCAUCAGAAAAUUCACACUGGAGAGAAGCCUUUUGAGUGUAAAGAUUGUGGGAAAGCUUUCAUUCAGAAGUCAAACCUCAUCAGACACCAGAGAACUCACACAGGAGAGAAGCCCUUUGUAUGUAAGGAGUGUGGCAAAACCUUCAGUGGCAAAUCAAACCUUACUGAGCAUGAGAAAAUUCAUAUUGGAGAGAAACCCUUUAAAUGCAGUGAAUGUGGAACAGCUUUUGGCCAAAAGAAGUACCUCAUAAAACAUCAAAACAUUCACACUGGAGAAAAACCCUAUGAAUGUAAUGAAUGUGGAAAAGCCUUCUCUCAACGAACAUCACUUAUUGUACAUGUGAGAAUUCAUUCAGGUGAUAAGCCUUAUGAAUGCAAUGUAUGUGGGAAAGCUUUCUCUCAAAGUUCAUCUCUUACCGUGCAUGCGAGAAGCCACACAGGUGAGAAGCCCUAUGGAUGUAAUGAAUGUGGGAAAGCUUUCUCUCAAUUCUCAACCCUUGCUCUGCAUUUGAGAAUUCACACAGGUAAGAAACCUUAUCAAUGUAGUGAAUGUGGAAAAGCUUUCAGCCAGAAGUCACACCAUAUUAGACACCAGAAAAUUCAUACUCAUUGAAAACUCUAAAUAUCUUGAAAAUUGGAAAGCAAUUCGAUGGAGUUUACACCUAUGGCAAGCACAUCAGAAGUAAUCGUUCUUAAGGAAAGGGUCAGAAAUGAGGGAAGCAAAAGCUAAAAACUUAUGGGAUACCAGAGAAUUCAUACUGAAGAGAAAGACAUAAAAAUCCUAUGCCCAACAAAAUCCCACAGUAAAAGUAAUGCUGAAACUUCAGACACAUUUCCACUAAAAUUGGGAAUGGGAAACAUGCUUAUCAUUACUGUCUAUCUGCCUAGAUCUGGAGAUCUUCACCAUUGUAAUAAGAACAGUAAGUUGUAUGUGUUAGAAAGGCAAAUACUUUUAUGGUAUUGUUUUAGCAGAACAGAAGAGAUUUUGGAAUACCUAUGCAUUUAUUAGAAUUUAGAAUUGGAGAAGAAAAUGGGACUGUUUAAAAAAUGAUUUGGAGGUGAUUUGUUCUCCAAGGAAAAAAAGAUCAUGAACUAUGCAUAAAGGUAAAAUCCAUGGGGAUUAAAAACAGGAAUAUGGCUCAGCAGAUGUUGCUCAGUGGUUGAGCCUCAACCCAUGAACCAAGAGGUCAAUAAUUCCAUUCCCACUCAGGGCACAUG
Myotis davidii is the source of this 2523-nucleotide messenger RNA. It is a transcript of the gene ZNF146, whose product is annotated as zinc finger protein 146. The record is from RefSeq and is a predicted model, not a curated record. Bases 1040 to 1918 code for a protein of 292 amino acids. Gene Ontology annotation, biological process: regulation of cytokine production; regulation of immune system process; negative regulation of transcription by RNA polymerase II. Lineage: Eukaryota; Metazoa; Chordata; Mammalia; Chiroptera; Vespertilionidae. The transcript has 2 exons.